CCCAGCGGCAGCUCGGGGAGCCACCUCAGCGCGACGGGAGGAGGCGAGUCCGGGAGGCACCCCCAAAGUGCCUGCGAUGGAAGCCCGGGGGUGCGCGCGGUCCCGGCGGCCGCUGCCGGCGCUGCUGCUGUUCGUGCUGCUGCCGCCGGCCGCGGGCGCUGCAGGCGCUGCGGACGCGCGCUGGAGCGGGCAGGGCACCAUCCCGCACCUGCAAAGCAUCUUCCUGGGCCGCUGCGCGGAGUACAUUGCGGUGCUGAGCCCCGAGCUGCGGGACAAGAACUGCACAGCCAUCUGGGAAGCCUUUAAACUGGUGCUGGAUAAGGAUCCCUGUUCCGUGCUUCCCUCAGAUUACGACCUUUUUAUUAACCUCUCCAGGCACUCCAUUCCCAGAGACAAGUCCCUGUUCUGGGAAAACAACCACCUCCUUGUCACCAGCUAUGCGGAGAACGGCCGCCGCUUUAUGCCACUGUGCAAUGUUCUGUAUGGCAUGGUUGGAGAUUUCUUGAGCUGGUGUCGACAGAAAAAUGCCUCUGGACUCGACUACCAAUCCUGCCCUACAUCAGAAGAUUGUGAAAACAAUCCUGUGGAUUCUUACUGGAAAAGUGCAUCCAUCCAGUAUGCAAAGGAUAGUUCUGGGGUGAUCUAUGUCAUGCUGAAUGGUUCAGAGCCAACAGGAGCCUAUCCUGUAAAAGGGUUUUUUGCAGAUUUUGAAAUUCCUCACUUACAGAAGGAUAAAAUCACACGCAUUGAGAUCUGGGUUAUGCAUGAAAUCGGCUGAUCCAAUGUGGAAUCCUGUGGAGAAGGCAGUGUGAAAAUCCUGGAAGAGAGACUGCAGAAAAUGGGUUUCCAGUAUAGCUGUAUCAACGACUACAAACCAGUGAAGCUCUUGCAGCGUGUGCAGCACAGCACUCAUCCCGACUGUGCCUUAAAUUCAUUUGCUCCAAAGCAGUCCUGGGACCUAAUGUGUUGGACCUUUUGUGACUUCCUAGCCUGCCCUUACUCAGGACGUGGACACCAGUUAGCCCUGCUCCCUGAAGCUACUGGUCAUGCUUUCCAGCUUCCAUAUAGUGCAGACACUCAGGUACCUGGUAGAAGAGUGGAUUCCUCCCUCCAAGCCAGGGCACUCUGGGGACCACCGUGUGGUAGGACACUGGCUCCACAGGGAGUGGAUGGGGCUGGGAACCAGGUCAAGCUCAGAAUGGGCUAAGUAAACAGAGUAUGGGAAGAAAGACGGUAGAGGAACGAAAUCCAAGAAGAACUGGCAUGAUGUAGAAUGUUCAUUGGUGUGGCUACUGCUAUGAAUUGUGAGUGGUGUCAGCAUCUUAGAGAGGCUGUACCCAGCUGGGCACUAUCAAACCAAGUAGCUUGCCAUAACCAACCCAGAUGUGUCCUGCUUUCUCACUCCUUGGGGUCCUGAAUGUGCUGGUCUCUCUGCACUGAUUUCCCUUCCUGCUCUGCCAUCCAUUUGUCAGAUUUUAA
Messenger RNA from Balaenoptera ricei (Rice's whale), 1479 nucleotides. RefSeq names its product bone marrow stromal cell antigen 1 (gene BST1). Gene Ontology annotation, molecular function: phosphorus-oxygen lyase activity; NAD+ nucleosidase activity. The transcript is spliced from 9 exons. Lineage: Eukaryota; Metazoa; Chordata; Mammalia; Artiodactyla; Balaenopteridae. Gene Ontology annotation, biological process: positive regulation of B cell proliferation. The record is from RefSeq and is a predicted model, not a curated record. Gene Ontology annotation, cellular component: plasma membrane.